Molecule: messenger RNA, 1479 nt
Organism: Clonostachys rhizophaga
Lineage: Eukaryota; Fungi; Ascomycota; Sordariomycetes; Hypocreales; Bionectriaceae
Source: the annotation of a GenBank genome assembly
AUGCCGGCCAACAGGUCGAGACAGGGGUGUGAUGAGUGCCGAAGGAGGCGGAGAAAGUGUGACGAGAAGAAGCCCACCUGCGGUCCCUGUUUCGACUACAACCGCGUCUGCAAUUAUACCUUGAAUCUAGUCUGGGGCGGACGCUCUUUUUCCAAAUCCCGGUUUGGGACCUGUCUGCAAGCCCAGAACCCCUCAGCUACUAAAAUAUACAAUGAUGGGGGUGAUUUCAUUUAUGGCACCAAUGACCUUGCCCGAGAUUAUGCCUCGUUACCGCACACGCAGCUCCCGGUAAUCCCACAGAGUCUUCCAAAUGGCAUGCCCAUGCCCCCGCGAUAUAGGAAGCUAUUGGAUUACCUCGCGAAAGACGUCUUGGCUUCUCUAUCCUGCCAUCCCUCUAUCCACGAGGACCUUUGUCGGGGACUGGUCCCCGCAAUGCUGCAUUCGCCUCAUCUGCUCUCUGCAGGCCUUGCCUUGUCGGCGGCAGGGUUUCUUUCUCGGGGGUUGGUCAUGAUAGACGGCACCGACGUGUCUCGAAUUAUCGUCCACCUGCAAUCUUCAGGCUUGUCGCUGUUGAGGGCGGCCUUGGAGCGAGGCCAAAUGGACGAGGUCUCGCUAUCAACAUGCAUCAUCUGGUGCCUGGCGGACGUUUUCUCAACUAGACAAGGAGUUUCAUCGUGGCGCAUUCAUCUCGAGGGUGUCAGGGCGAUUCUUGGAAGUAACAAAGAAUUUCAAGAUAUCCUCGCCAAGCCAGGGCCUACCCAAUCUGCCCUAAAGCAUUUGUACCAACUAUACCUUUCUCUACAAACUUUACCUCACGUGCCGUCACUGCCUCAAGUAGAGACAUUGACGGAAACAGUGGCCGCGGAGAUUUCCUCUGAGCCAGAGAUGACUUCUCACCCCAAAAUAGAUGGCUUCCUAGGGUAUAGCGAGGAGCUUCUCGGCGUUUUACAACGGAUUGCUCAAUUGACCAACCAAGGCCAAAAUAACGAAGACUCCAUCCGCUUGGAAGCAGACAUACUGCUAGGGAGGGUGAAAAGCCUCAUAGCUCGAGACAUGAGCGCGCCUCCGAGCGUUUCCAUAUCUUCCGACCUGUCAACCGAAUCCGGAAGAGACUUUGCGCUCUGCAACAAGAUAUUUCAACAGGCAACUUUAAUUCAUCUAUAUAGAAGGCUCUACAAUUUACCUUCUGGAUCAGCGCCGAUACAAGGCGCAUUGACUGAGAUGAUAGAGCUGAUCAAUAGCAUGACGCAAGGGCAGCCCUGCCAUACCUGGGUUGCAAUGGCGAUGCCGCUUUUUACCAUGGGCUGUGAGGCAUUUAGUGAUGAGCAGAAGGAAUUUGUGCUCGAUAAAAUCCACAAAUUUGAAGUCUGCCUUGGAUCGCUCCAUGUACGUGUUCUUAGGCAAGCUCUCGAGGAUAUUUGGAAGCUCAGGCUUGAUCAAGGAGAUGUUGAUGGUACUCUUUGUGCCGGGCUAUUUCUA